AUGGAUAGUUCCGCACCACCAACACCCACCGAAGAGUGGGAUAAAACCACCGAUUCUAUCCAUUCCGAUUCAUCGGAUGAGCUUUACAACAGCCGACCCAACCGCUGGCGUGGUUCUAAAGCCUCCUGGAGGAGUCGCAACGAAGGUGAUCGAGCCGUCUACACCGCACUCGAGGCACUUCGCCACUCGGACCUCUCCGUUCACCUCUACAAUGCGUUUGCGUUGAAGAAAGGACCGCGAAUGACAAUAAGUCAAACCGGUGAACUUCUGGGGUACGAGAGUGUGGUCGGGAAAUGGGCUCCUCCACGGGCCUGGACUGCGUGGCCCAUGGGCGUGGAAUACGUGCCUAGCGACGAUCUCAUGCCAAUGCAACCGUUGGAUGAGGACAGCGGGCUAACUUUCCGGAAGAUGGAGAGAACGUUUCCGAGAACCGCUCUGGCGGAAGAGGUCGCGGCUUUGAUCCUCAGGGCAGCCAAGGAGAAGUUUUUGCGGCGAGAAGAAGAGCAAGAGAUGAGAGGGGAUGCGCAGAACAACGACCAGGAGGACGUGUUGACUGGUGGGGAAGAAGACAACUCCGAGGCGGAGCAAGACUCGGAUCUGGAGAUGAAGGAUGCGAGGGGCCACUCUGCCGAAGACCGUUCUAUCAGCAGAGACCGCGAGAUGAGCCCUGAGAUGAUUGGUGUGCCCUCUGCGGAUGACGAGGCGUCCAACGCCCUGCUCCAGCCUGUCGUGGGAGACAUCAUCAGCAAGCUAGAAAAGACUUUACUAUCCCUGCACAACAUGAUGGUGGCCACAAUCCAGUCCGUCGACGACCGGGACGACGACGACAGCGAGGACGGCGGCGUCGGCGGCAGCGCGAAUCGGCCACGGCAAGGUCCGACUCCCAAGAAGGCGCGCAGGUCCAUAUCCCGCUCCCCCAAGAAGAGGCGUAGGGCCCCGAGCGAGGCCGCUCCACCCCGCGGACGACGUCUCGCUGUCGCCGUCCCCGAGCCCCUCCCCGUAAAGAGGGACGCGCAGCAGUCUCUACGCGUUCCCGGCCCCGCGGCUGGACGCCCGCGCGACAGCGUCCGCAAACGGGAAGACCGCCUGCUGAGCCUCGUGCCCCGCGACUGGCGCACCGUCCUGGGCGCGGCCUCCAUGUCGGGCUUCUCCCCGCCGACCACGCCCCGGCCAACGACACCCGAUCCACCAUCCACCCUCGUGCACACUCCCCUCCCCUCCACUACCAAUGCCGACGAAAAUGACGUCGAUGACGACGACGACGAUGACGACGCAGAGCUAGCAGAAAUCAUCCGCCUGCGCCUCCGCGGCCGAGAACUCCUCCGCAGCCAAGACCACACCCGACCCCUCCGUCCCCCACCCGCUCACGGCUCCCCACUCGAAGUCAAGGCGCGGGUUCUCCCCAAGACCUUUUAG
Messenger RNA from Parascedosporium putredinis, 1416 nucleotides. Lineage: Eukaryota; Fungi; Ascomycota; Sordariomycetes; Microascales; Microascaceae. The record is from the annotation of a GenBank genome assembly.